Carassius gibelio (silver crucian carp) is the source of this 1213-nucleotide messenger RNA. RefSeq lists its product as uncharacterized. The coding region runs from base 144 to 1034 and encodes 296 amino acids. Lineage: Eukaryota; Metazoa; Chordata; Actinopteri; Cypriniformes; Cyprinidae. The transcript is spliced from 2 exons. The record is from RefSeq and is a predicted model, not a curated record.
AAUGGGUGGGUGAGGAGCAGGUAAUAUGGCAUAUAAAUGAGAGCUCUAUCAUCAGUCAAAAGCUGUGUCCUCUACAACACGCAAGACAUUCCUGCAUUUACGGAACAUUAACUUGCUUCCUCAGUGAAAAAAAGAGAAGAAAAAUGGCAAAUGGAAGUCACAUAACAAAGCUCAAUGUCUCCACAAAUGACGAUGAGGAGCAAAUACUUAGAGCUAAUAAUUAUCUUUUCAUCAAUACUGACCUCAAUGGAGGUACUGGGAAAAACCGGGUCUUUCUUUGGUACAAGAAAGAGUGCGGCAUGAAUCCUGUGACAAGGAUCCAGUUUUCGUUCAAUGAUAGCAUGAAGUCCGGUCUGGAUGAUGCUGCAUAUGAGCUGGUGGACAAGAAUCUGAAUGUUGGCACUCGUGGAGAUCCCAUCUAUCUGUGGUACUUCUAUGGCAACGGCGAAUCUGACAUUCCCAUUGUAGACGUGAAAGUAAGCAAAGAUGCUGAAGAAGAACCUGCUUUCCUGCACGACGGCUGGGAGAGACUGGGCUGUGAUCUGAACCGUAACGCAGGAGGAAACUUCAUCUACCUGUGGGUGAAGAGAGAGAAGCCCAGCUACAUCUGUGAGAUCACAGCCACCGUUGACUCCACUUCUGACAAAAGCCUGUUUGAGCAGGGCUUCACCCGUGUGGAUGAAGACACCAAUCGUGGUGCUACUGGGGCAACAACAGUCUUUCUCUGGUAUCGCCGCCUUCCUGAUGUGAGCAGGACUCUCACUGCUUUCAAUGUCUCCACCAGCUCCCACGACGAAACACUGACUGCGAAAGAAGGCUUCGAUAAACUCGAUGUCAAUCUCAACCAAGGAACCAGUGGAAAAAAGGUCUUCGCUUGGUACACAAACAAAGGAUGUGAAGCGCAGAUCAAAAACAUGGUUCUGCUGGUCAACCCUGGGGCCUGGAUCACAUACCAGAAAGCUGGGGUCAACUUUAUCAACAAAAAUCUGAAUGAGGGCAACAACGGCAGGAAAAUGUACCUAGCCUACAAAUAGUGCUGUGGCUUAAAUAAGCAAAUUGGUGCACAAUCCAUGGAAAUUGUAAUGCAUGAAUACAAAAUUGUAAUACAUGAAUACAAAAAUCAUACUUUAAAAUUAUAUUGUGAUUGAAUACCCUUAAUGUUGAUUUACAAUCAAGCACACAAUUGUCUUGAGUUUUUGUUAUAAAUCAUAAU